Molecule: messenger RNA, 1127 nt
Organism: Laccaria bicolor S238N-H82
Lineage: Eukaryota; Fungi; Basidiomycota; Agaricomycetes; Agaricales; Hydnangiaceae
Product: mycorrhiza-upregulated terpene synthase metal binding domain protein
Exons: 3
Coding region: 1-1008 (335 amino acids)
Source: RefSeq, a predicted model, not a curated record
AUGGCACCCACAACACAACAACAACUCCACAUCCCCGAUCUCCUAUCCAUCCUUAACAUCCAAAGCGACACCAACCCAUACGAGGAUGUCGUCCGACCAGAAACAGAAAAAUGGGUGUCCAGCUACGGAAUUUUCACCGGCACCAGCUGGGACAAGUUCCUUGCAUCAGACGUUCCACGUUUCUCAUCGCGCACAUUCUCCUACGCCGAUCGCGACAAGUUGAGGGAUUGUACCGAUUUUUGUCUUUUGAUGUUUGCAUUGGACGAUAUAACGGACGACGAAGACCAGAAGGAGGGGACGCUUACUGGCCAGGCGUGUAUUCGCACUAUGCAGAGUGAUGGACCGCUGCUCUCUUCUUCGCCUGGUGAAAGGAUGAUUAAAGACUACCGAGCUCGAUUCUUUAAAUCGACGGGACCAGUCCUUCAAAGGAGGCUUUUGAAGGACUGGGAGGCGACUUUCAACGCCUUCCCCAAGGAGCUAGAAGUUCGUGAAUCGAAAGAAGUGUUGUCGAUUGAAGAGUAUACCUUGAUCCGUCGGGACAAUUGUGCGCUGCGCAUGGGAUUCACACACAUCGAGUACGCCCUCGGGAUCGAGCUUCCCGACGAGGUAUACCAAAAUCCAGUCUUCAACGAGAUGUAUUUGGCAGCGUUGGACAUGGCCUGGUUGUUGAACGACGUGUACUCCUACGGCAAGGAACACGCAAAAGGACAAGCAACGUGGAAUUAUCUCACCUGCGUUAUGCACGAAAAGUCCAUCGAUCUUCAAACUGCAGCAGAUUACAGCGGCAUUAAAUUUCGCGAACUUUACGAUCGCUUCAUAGACGGGAAGUCACGCUUGCCAUCAUGGGGAAAGCCAUUAGAUUCCGACGUUGCGGUAUUUUUAGAGGGAUUAGGUAUUUGGCUGGCUGGAACUUUACGAUGGUGCUUUGAGAUGCCGAGAUAUUUCGGCCCUCGUUAUGAGGAUGUUAGAUUUACGUACCUUGUUGACCUUGGGGUUUUUGAAGGCUGACGACACCUUUAUUACGAACGUAGAACGCAUUCCUGGUAGCAUAUGAUUCUGAAUAGUACUUUAGGUGUAUCCGCUUUUGCGUAGAAUUUUGAGUCACAUGUCGGAUCUUAUCUGAUCUU